AUGAAUCGACGUUUGCGAUUCUGGAGCGAAUUUGGCACGAUUAUGCGAACAUCGGGUGCUGAUGGAGACUCUGCUUGGGAUGAGUCGACGUCGGGCUCUGAUUUGACUGCUUUCAUGUCUUGCGGAAAUUUUUCGCACAAGCGUUCGACACGUCUGCUCACGAAGAAAGGUAGAGGUGAACUAAGCGGAAGCAUGAGUUUGGGCUGCCAACAGGUUGAGUCUCUCGCGGCAGCUGGUCAUUGCGCGGUUGUCGCUAAUAUAAGAAUACCUUUGACCUGUGCAUGUUCCCCAACACAUGGGAAACUGUUCCGGGAUGCAUUCCUGGGUUUCGAGGGCAACCAAGAGGGUACCUUUUGCAUGUAUGUGUGUGUGUGUGUGGGUGCAAUGGGAUCCUGUAUGUGGGCAACCCGAACCCGGGACAGCGUUGGAGGAGUGGAGCUGAAAGAAACCCUACCCUGCGGUCAAACCGACGUUGAAACCAUUGACAGUUUCCCGCGACCCUCAAGUCUGGACAAGUUCUUGGAGCUCUUGGACAGUCUGGAUGUGACUGAGGUGUUUUUCAGCACAAACUCCUUGCAGGCUGAAUUUGAGAGUAUUUACAAGUUGCCAUUCCUUGAGGACUUUGUCCCUGAAUUAGGCUGUGUGGGGAAGGAUGAAGUUGAGGCCAAGGAUGCCAUUGCCCAGGGAUUGGUGCUUCAGCAGGCUGAAUAUUUUGCAGACUCAUUGGAGAUUCUGAACUCUGCUGUGAGGAACUGCAAACAGUGGUCUGAGUUGCUUGGUGAAGCCUAUGCUGCAAGGGCCAGAACACUGUUUCUCAGUGGAGAAUAUCAACUGGCAAAAAGGGAUGCAGAAUUGGCAUUGGUUCAGAAAGUACCUAUGGAAACAGUUAGAUCUGUUCUUGAUUGCCUGGCCAAAAAUGAAGAGAAGCUCAGGGAUUAUGAAUUUGAACAACAAGUUGACCAGCUGACACACACACUGAAUUCCUUCAAGAAAGUUGGUCCCAAGCUGAAAAGAAAGGAAUUAAUGGGUCCUCCAGCACUUACAUCAAGGCAAGGAGUACCUCAAAUUACUGGCCCCAAAAAUCCCAGGAUUCCCAGUGCUUCCAAUGCUCUACAUCUGACAUAUACCCAAGAAGAAGGGUACUACUUUGAGGCAACCCGGAAAAUCCUGCCAGGGGAACUGGUGAUUGUGGAAACACCAGUUGGUUCAGCCUUGUACACAGACAAGUGGAAGUCUCACUGCUUUCACUGCACCAAAAAGGCCAUUGCUGGGCUUCCUUGUCAAACCUGCAACCUGGUGACCUUUUGCAGUGAUGCCUGCUUGGAAAAAGGAAUGAAGUACCACUCAGUUCAGUGCAGUCACAUGAUUGAACUUUAUCAAUUUGGGAAUGCAGAUGGAGCUCUUCUGGCUUACAAGAUGAUUGUCCAGCACCCUAUUGAGCAGCUACUGAUGUGGAAACCUCAAAUUAUGAAGUCAUUCAAGCAAGAAGUGACCUUUUGUAGUGAUACCUGCUUGGAAAAAGGAAUGAAGUACCACUCAGUUCAGUGCAGUCACAUGAUUGAACUUUAUCAGUUUGGGAAUGCAGAUGGAGCUCUUCUGGCUUACAAGAUGAUUGUCCAGCACCCUAUUGAGCAGCUACUGACGUGGAAACCUGAAAUUAUGAAGUCAUUCAAGCAAGAAAAGAAAUGCCUUUUUCCACAGGCAAGUACCCAACCUGUUGCCACAAACUUGUACAAUGCUGGUUGCUACCUUAAUCACUCAUGUUUCCCCAACCUCACUCAUUACUUUGUCAAUGGGACUUUGAUUGUGAGGGCUAAUCAAGUCAUCAAUCCUGGUGAAGCUGCAACUGUUUCCUAUGGGGUUUCCUUCCAUUCUGAUAACCUUGCCAGGAGGCAAGACUUUUUGGAAAAUGGCUUCCAUUUCACGUGUAACUGUAAAGCAUGUGUUGGACACUGGGGAUCUCUGAAGAACUUCAUGACUGAGAAAACAUUCAAGAGUGAAACUAAUGAAGCUGGGGAAGACUCUGAUUACACAGUUUCUACAGAAUGCAAGGAAUCUGAUUCUGAGGAGUCAGAACCUGAAUCUGAAGAAGAAUCUCCUGAAGGCCGUGCUGGCCUGGUUCAGAAGAUGCCCAUGUGGCCAGGAGUGGUUGAAAGUGCCUUUCCUGACCCCUCAGCUCCUCCUCAGCUUUCAGGAGGGUUCCAGUGUCCCAAGUGCACAGCAGCUCUUGCCAAUGUCAAAGAGCUGCAUGACAUCCUGGACUUCACCUGCCCUGAAUGCAAAGAGCACCUUGGCUCUUUUGCCAGUGAUCUCUCACAGUCUAAAGCCGCUUCUUUGGCUUCCAUUGCUGCUGUUGAGAGUGGCCAUUUUGAUCAAGUGCCAGCAGCCAUUGAGACAACAUCUGAGUACAUCAGACUCAUGCAGGGUUUUGCUGCUAUGCCCAAUGUUGAGCUCAUCAUGUCAAUUGUAAACUUGGCACACAUGUUCUUCUUUGACAGCAUUGCUUGAAGACUUAAGAAAAUGAAAAAAAGGUUUUAUUAUUUAAUCCCCCCCACGUGCAAGAAAUAAAAAAGGCGGAUUUUUCUUUUUUCUGAAACCGA
Molecule: messenger RNA, 2600 nt
Organism: Notodromas monacha
Lineage: Eukaryota; Metazoa; Arthropoda; Ostracoda; Podocopida; Cyprididae
Source: the annotation of a GenBank genome assembly